This is a messenger RNA of Menidia menidia (Atlantic silverside), 1887 nucleotides long. NCBI's taxonomy places the organism in Eukaryota, Metazoa, Chordata, Actinopteri, Atheriniformes, Atherinopsidae. The record is from the annotation of a GenBank genome assembly.
AAGAGAAACGGGGGGCGAAGGGCUCGGGCUUACGGCUGUGAACCGUGCACACGGCGCCUAAAAACAGGGACACUGCCUACCCCCCUCUGCCUUUUUCCUCUUUCCGUCCCGGGCCACCGGGUCCCCUGCCGUGAGGGUUUACGAGCAAUGAGUAUCGACACUCUUUUGGAGGCGGCCAGAUACCUGGAAUGGCAAGCCCAGGAGCAGCAGCAGCAGCACCUCAAACGUGGUGAGGAGAACCACCGCCUGGCGCUCAACAUUCGUGACAGCAAAUUACUGGGUCAACAGCCCCAUCACCCCCCUGCCCCCCCACCCCCCUCUCUCCCACCCGCCCAGCUCCCCUUCGCCGUUAUCCCGAUGGUUCCAGUCGUCACGGCGACCCCCUCCGUCCCGCCCCUCCCGCUCGCAACGCCGAUCGCUGCCGCGGCGACACUGCUCAGCAGCCCCCAGCCGCUCAAAAAAGAGGGCGCCUCCUCGCCCCCGCUGCAGCCGCCGGCGCCCCAGCACCUGCUGUGCGCCUCCCAGAUCAAAGUGGAACCCGCUCAGCAGGUCAUCGAUGUCAAGUCCGGCCUAUCGCAGCCUCAACUCAAGAUCCAGUACCCCGCCUCCAUCAACACUAACGGCUCCCAUCACGCCCUGCUGGCCCGCCAAGCUCCACCCACGCCUCAGCCAAGGCCCAACGGCGUGACGAUAGAGGACCUGAGGGGGAUGGAGGGGAAGAGGAGGCCUGGAGGCGCGGGGACCCGAGAGGUUCACAACAAACUGGAGAAGAACAGGAGAGCACACCUCAAGGAGUGUUUUGAGACUUUGAAGAAGAACGUUCCUAAUGUUGAUGAGAAGAAAACCUCCAACCUCAGCGUGCUACGCAGUGCAUUGCGUUACAUACAGACUCUGAAGCGUAAGGAGAAGGAGUACGAGCACGAGAUGGAGCGCCUGGCCAGAGAGAAGAUCGCCACGCAGCAGCGGCUGGCCGAGCUGAAGAACGAGCUCAGCCAGUGCAUGGACGUCCUGGAGAUCGACCGCGUGCUCCGCCAGACCAUCCAGCCGGAGGACGACCAGGCGUCCACCUCCACGGCCUCAGAAGGAGAAGACAACUACGAGCAGGACAUGGACGAGGACCUGCCGGCCCCCCCCGCUCCCAACCCGCCGCCCCCCAUCCUGCAGGCCCAGGCGCUGCUGGGCCCUCACCUGUCCAUCCACCACAGCGCGCUGCCUCUCUCCGGAGUCCUGACCGCCUCCUCUCCCGCUGGUCCCCCUCCCCCUCAGGCCAUCGCCCCCGCUCCGGCCCCGGGCCCCCCCGCUCCUCCCCCGCAGCCCCCGCACCCCCUCCAGCCCCCGGCCGUGCAGGUCCAGCCCACCGUCAUCGCCCACGCCGCCGUCUCCCACCCGUCGGUCAUCCAGGCGGUGAACCACGCCCUGCCGGCCAAGCACCUGGCGCACAUCGCCCCCUCGCCCGGCCCCUCGCCGCCGGCCCCCCAGCCCCUCACGGCGGCCCCGGCGGCCCCCCCCGCCGCCGCCACCCACCAGCAGCUGACCGCCCAGCCCAUCGGACACAUCACCGUCCACCCGGUGGCCCACCUGGGCGCUCCGCUGGCGUCCCACCUGCCGGCCCUCUACCCGCAGGGCGUGGCGGUGUCCCAGCCCACCGUGGUGGGCCACAUCACCCACACCUUCACCCACCACACGCUGCCCCACGUCCAGCCCGCCGCGCCGCCCACCGCUAACGGCGCCCCCGCGGCGGCGGUGGUCAACCAGGGCGGCCCGCCGCUCGGGAAGCCCACCGCCGUGCUGGCCCCCCACCCCCAGCUGGUCGGCCAGGCCGCUGUCCUCAACCCCGUCACCAUGGUGACAGUCCCCACCUUCCCAGUCAGCACGCUCAAACUGGCC